This is a messenger RNA of Ceratotherium simum simum (southern white rhinoceros), 3327 nucleotides long. The record is from RefSeq and is a predicted model, not a curated record. NCBI's taxonomy places the organism in Eukaryota, Metazoa, Chordata, Mammalia, Perissodactyla, Rhinocerotidae.
UUUCCGGUUCUGCCCUCGGAGAAGCGUGGAAGGAAGGGAAGGGCGUGCGCCUGGUGACCGGCCCUUUCCGCCUCUGCGUGGUCACGGGCUCCCGCCUUGCGUUGCAAUGUGGAAUCGUUCUGCCGUAACUUUUGGCCACAGCUUUGUUUGUUAAUAGAAGUGGAAAGCGAUGCAUUGAGAGAGAGGAAAAAGGUCUUACCCCUACCCACUCCCCAAGGGCCCCAAAGACCUUGCAGCUUUAUCUAGUUUCUAGACGCGCGUACUUGAAUGUUCAGCGGAGAAGGGCUUAAAUAUUGGGAAAGAGUGAGAACUCCUAGCAUUUUAAGGGAUUUGUAUAUUUCCAAAACUGACUUUUGACCACCGUCCAACGCCGGCAGCGUGGGAUUCGUGAGCGUCUCUCGCCAUCCUGCAGCUCCAACAUGUUCUUCUAUUGGUUAAGUCGGCUGUACAGGGGUUUAUCCAGCCCCACCGGAAGGACCACCCCGCUGGUCUGGGGUUCUCUCUCCAGAAAUCUGGUGCUGAGUUCACAGAGGAGAAUUCCAGAAUUCAGUAGCUUUGUUGCCCGGACCAACACGUGUGGAGAAUUGCGUUCUUCUCACUUAGGCCAGGAAGUGACCUUAUGUGGAUGGAUUCAAUACCGAAGGCAAAACACCUUCCUGGUCCUAAGAGAUUUCCACGGGCUUGUUCAAGUUGUCAUUCCCCAGGAUGAGAAAAUGCCAACAGGUGAGAUUGAAAUCAAAGUUAAAACAGCUGAACUUCUGAAUUCCUGCAAGAAGCUGCCUUUUGAAAUUAAAGACUUUGUGAAGAAAACAGAGGCUCUUCGUUUGCAGUAUCGCUACUUAGACUUGCGUAGCUUCCAAAUGCAGUAUAACCUGCGGCUGAGGUCCCAGAUGGUCAUGAAAAUGCGGGAAUAUCUCUGUAAUCUACAUGGGUUUGUGGAUAUAGAAACACCAACAUUAUUUAAGAGGACUCCGGGGGGUGCAAAAGAGUUUGUAAUACCAUCCAGGGAACCUGGGAAGUUUUAUGUUCUCCCUCAGAGCCCUCAACAGUUUAAGCAGCUUCUAAUGGUUGGUGGUUUAGACAGGUAUUUUCAGGUUGCCCGAUGUUAUCGAGAUGAAGGUUCGAGACCAGACAGACAGCCUGAGUUUACUCAGAUUGACAUAGAGAUGUCUUUUGUAGACCAGACUGGGAUCCAGAGUCUCAUUGAGGGUUUGCUCCAGUAUUCCUGGCCCAGUGACAGAGAUCCUGUGGUGGUUCCUUUUCCUUCUAUGACUUUUGCUGAGGCAUUGGCCUCCUAUGGAACUGAUAAACCUGAUACUCGCUUUGGGAUGAAGAUUGUAGAUAUCAGCAAUGUGUUCAGAAACACAGAGGUUAGAUUUCUUCAGGAUGCGCUGAGUAAACCCCAAGGAACCGUCAAAGCCAUUUGUAUCCCUGAAGGAGCAAAAUACUUAAAGAGGAAAGAGAUUGAGUCCAUUAGAAAACUUGCAGCUGACCAUUUUAAUCAGGAGGUCUUACCUAUAUUCCUGAAAGCAAAUCAAAACUGGAAUUCUCCCGUUGCUAAGUUCAUAAUGGAAGAGGAAAGGUUGGAACUGAUCAGACUAAUGGAGAUCCACGAGGAGGAUGUGGUCCUGCUAACUGCUGGAGAGCACAGGAAAGCAUGCUCUUUGUUGGGAAAAUUACGAUUGGAAUGUGCUGACCUUCUAGAAGCAAGAGGAGUCGUGCUCCGUGACCCAGCCCUGUUCUCUUUCCUUUGGGUGGUGGAUUUCCCACUCUUCCUUCCCAAGGAGGAAAAUCCCAGAGAGCUAGAGUCAGCCCACCACCCAUUUACUGCUCCCCACCCCAGUGACAUCCAGCUCCUGUACACUGAGCCCGAAAAGGUCCGUAGCCAACACUAUGACUUGGUUUUAAACGGCAGUGAGAUAGGAGGUGGUUCUAUCCGAAUUCACAAUGCAGAGCUACAGCGUUACGUCCUGGCAGCAUUACUAAAGGAAGAUGUGAAAUUGCUCUCCCAUCUGCUCCAGGCUUUAGAUUCUGGGGCGCCCCCUCAUGGAGGAAUUGCCUUAGGGUUAGACAGACUGAUAUGCCUUGUCACCGGAGCACCAAGCAUCAGAGAUGUCAUAGCCUUCCCAAAAUCCUUCCGGGGACACGACCUCAUGAGCAAUGCCCCAGAUUCUAUCCCUCCUGAGGAACUGAAGCCCUAUCAUAUCCAGGUCUCCUGGCCAGCAGACUCAGAAACAGAAAAGAGCCCAUUGGAUCAUCCACACCAUCCAGAAAGUUGAGCUUUUGAGUUUUGUUCUCUGUGCUUCCCCAAGGCUGAAAUCAGGUCCAGAGUUCUGCCACAGGUCUGACAGUCGGGUCUUCAGGAGAAAGGAAUCCAGGCAACAUUCUUCACCACAAUGAAGAAACAGAUAGAAGGUAUCCAGUUUUGACUUGAUAACAUGCAUUAUUAGGAUUUUUUUGUUUGGGACUUUUCUGAAGUUUCUUUUUACUUGGAGAGGUGUGAAAGAUGGCUCUUUAUUGGAGUAAUAUAAUGGCUUAGUGUUUUCUAAUCAUGUUUUUCAUGCCCAGACUGUAGAUUGUUCACCUAGGACAGAAGUAAUCAAAUCAUGUGUGAAAUAUGGGAAAAUGCUUGCCCCUUUAGAUUGGUCAGUUGAUGGAGAGGUCAGUUCAACCAGCCUCAUCAAGAGAAUCCUAUAAAUUAACUGGAUAGUGACAUUUCAAUUAUCAACAUAAUAUAGUGAGAAGCAACAUGAUAUAAUGCAAAAAAAUCACUGAAAUGAAAGUCACACAAUCUUAGUGUUUCACCUUGAGCAAGUUACAUAAACCUCUCCUAGCCUCCCUUCCCGCCAGCAUGAAAUGCGAACAGUACUUGCCCUGCUCGCCUCACAGGGCUCUUCUUGCUGGAAUCAGAGGAGAGGAUCAGAGGAGAGGAUGUAUGUGGAAGAUAGUGUGAGUGAAAAUGCUUUGAAAAACUGUAAAGCAUUCCACAAAUGUAAGAUAAUGAUAUUAUCCAUUUGUAAACAGAUAUAGACAUAUCUAUGUGUAUUUUAUAGUUUAAGAUUAAACAAGACUAUCUAUUAGUAAAAGAAAAACAGUAAUUUUAUGAAUCAGUAUUCUGUUUAUAUUUCUACUUUUAAAAAUAAUCAUUAAUCUCUGAAUAACACUUUCCCUCAUAAGCAGUUGAAAAUAUUAAUUGACCUUAGACCAACCUCAAUGUAUAAAAAAGUGAACACUGAAGCUCUAGUGUCUAAAAAAAGUGGACUCUAGCUCACUAUAAUUUUCUUAUCCGUUCUGAUGACACAAAUAAAAGGUUAUAAUUAAUUAAUA